Messenger RNA from Macadamia integrifolia, 1220 nucleotides. RefSeq lists its product as uncharacterized. The record is from RefSeq and is a predicted model, not a curated record. The coding region runs from base 177 to 1073 and encodes 298 amino acids. The transcript is spliced from 4 exons. NCBI's taxonomy places the organism in Eukaryota, Viridiplantae, Streptophyta, Magnoliopsida, Proteales, Proteaceae.
CGGGCCGUUGCCGUCGACGGCCACUGGCGUCACGUCUGGUUCCCCUAUCUAUCUUUAACCUUGUUCUUGUUAGGCAGUUAAUCUUCUUUGGUCAGAGGGGCUCCAAAUACGCAAAGGAUUGUGCUAGCAUUCUGUACCUAUUUGCAGUAUCUUGGUUGGUAGAAGGAUCAGAAGACAUGGCUAGCAGCUCACAACUCAACAAUGAGAAUGCAAAAUGGACAAAGUCUGAGGUUGAUUUAUAUGUUAUGUUAAUGAUAGAUGAGGUGAAGAAGGGCAACCGGACACGCAGUACAUUCAAAAAGGCUGGGUGGAAUAACAUUAUGAGUAAGUUUGAGGCAAAAACUGGUCAUAGAUAUAACAUGGUUCAAUUCCGGAACAAGAUAAACAAAUUGAAGCAAGAUUACAUCAAUUUUGAGAAAUUGUUGGAUACAUGUGGGUUCACUUGGAAUCCUUUGACCAGGACUGUCACUGCUGAUGAUGAUGCUGUUUGGGAUAAGCAUAUCAAGGCUAACCCGAACUGGGCAAAAUUCAGAAGGUUUGGCCUUCCUCAGUGGCCAGAACUCCAAGUGAUAUUUGGCGACACAAAUGGAUGUGGGGAUAAUGCACUUGUACAGGUUGAGGAUGUUCCUAACACAGAUGAGGAGGAUGAUCAUGAUGUUGAUCAUGAUAGUGGUUUUACAACGCCUUUUGAUGGUGGGUUGGAUGAUGUUGAUGGAGGAGAUCCAGAAGAGAACCCUCAAUCUAAAUCCUACACGCAUGAUAAUACCCCGACUGGCAAGAGGAGUAGGAGUGGGAGCACAGACUUCUCAAUGGCCUGUAAGACUAUUUCUGACAUGUACAGAGCCAGGAUUGAGAGGAUCAAUAGUACCUCCUUUACAUGUUCCCCUCAACCUGUGAAUGAUCACCCCUACUCCAUCGGUAAAUGUAUGGACGUGCUGAGCAAUCUCACUGAGAUUGGGGAUGAUAUGUAUAUAAAGGUAGCAAAGCGGAUUAUGGAUGACCCCAACUGGAGAGAGGCCUUCAUGCAUUGUCCUCCAGAAAGAAAGAAAGUGCUUCUGAGAAUGCUUGACUGAUGAUGUGUAUUGUGUUGGUUUCUUUAUAAAAUUGAAUUCAUAUGUUUUCUCCCAUCUCAAAGCACAUUUUGUUGAUGAUUGUAAUGUUGGAGUUUUGUGUAAACCCAUGUGGAUGAUUAUCUUAUUUAGUAUUUUGAUUUAUGAUUA